Molecule: messenger RNA, 516 nt
Organism: Ustilago hordei
Lineage: Eukaryota; Fungi; Basidiomycota; Ustilaginomycetes; Ustilaginales; Ustilaginaceae
Exons: 2
Coding region: 1-516 (171 amino acids)
Cellular component (GO): spindle microtubule; DASH complex; mitotic spindle pole body
Source: RefSeq, a predicted model, not a curated record
AUGGUGGCUAGAGAACAGACUAACGAUAUGGGAUUGCAUUGUUCGUCUGGCUCUAGCUCUUCUUCUGGUGUUGUAAAUCUCGAAGUUGGUUUUUUCGAGAGAGAACGAUGUAGGUUGAUUCAGGAGAUUUCCAAAGGUGUUGAGGCUGUGCUGGGUAGUUCGAAUGAUGUUAAUCGCAAAUUGGAAGAGAGUAUUUCGGUGGGGAAAGAGUUCCAUCCUAUCUCGCAGCUUUGGAGUAAGUUCGAACGUAUUAUGGUUGCUUCUGGUAUUGCUAGUCUUGCGACUGCUUCCGACGAUUCUUGUCCCGACACCGCUGACGCUUUGCGAGUGGGAGUGGAGAAGGAGCGUGAAGGAGAGCGGGUGAUAGGCGCAGGUAUGGCUACGCCCAAAAACAAAGCCCCAGACGACGAGCAAAAGGGAACCACUCAAGAGGCCGAGGGAGCAAUUAGGUUGCAAACGACCAGCUCGAAAUUGCCUCCUGGUGUCGCUCCCGGUGGUGGUCGGAUCUACGCCUAA